Cephus cinctus (wheat stem sawfly) is the source of this 946-nucleotide messenger RNA. RefSeq names its product 28S ribosomal protein S15, mitochondrial (gene bonsai). Lineage: Eukaryota; Metazoa; Arthropoda; Insecta; Hymenoptera; Cephidae. Gene Ontology annotation, molecular function: structural constituent of ribosome. The transcript is spliced from 4 exons. The record is from RefSeq and is a predicted model, not a curated record. Bases 80 to 886 code for a protein of 268 amino acids. Gene Ontology annotation, biological process: translation. Gene Ontology annotation, cellular component: ribosome.
GAGUGCGCAUACUCAUAAGGCUGCAUGGAAGUUGGGUUAGCGAAUGUUGGGUGAUAUGCAGUGAUAUGUAAAAAUCAACAUGUUUGCAAAUAAUGUAAGAUGUGUUCCUGUUAUUGUUGGAAAUAUUCUCAAGAUUUCAAAUACACUUGCAAGGAACUAUGCAUUCAAAUCUAAUUUAAAAAUUAAAUGGGUACGUCCAGAGAAACCAUCCUGUAUCUCAACUGAAAUUAGUGGUGAUUUAGGUUUAGAUGUUAAAGUUGAUCCAAAUGAAUACUGCAAAAAAUAUUGGAACUCAAAAGAACUUGAAGAUGCCGAUGAUAUUGUUAAAAAAAUGUUUACCCUUGAUUUUAACAAACGGAAAACAACUGUGGUUGUACAACGUGAAAAAAUAACAAGUCUUGUGAAAAAUCAUUUUAUGGAUACAACGUCUAUGGAGACAAUCAUUGCUAAAAUGACCAAUCAGAUUUUACAACUGCAAGAGUAUAUGAAGGAUCAUCCAAGAAAUUUACCAACCAAAACGCAUUUGAAAGAACUUAUUGAAAAAAGAAAAAAGUUUCUGGGUUACUUGAGACAGUGGGAUUACAAACGUUUCGAAUGGCUUCUUGAAAAAUUAAACAUUAUUUAUAAGCCUCAUCCUCAUCAAUACCUCCCAGUAACCAGAAAAGAUUCCUUGAGAAAAUUAACAACCAAACAUUGCGACAAAUUGGUGCAAGAAAAGUUGGAUGCUUAUAGAAAGGAAUUGGAGGAGGAGCAGAAAAUUUUUUUUAAAGAAAAGGCUGAAAAACUUGCAUUCAUCAGAGCAGAAGAAAUAGCAUGUGGUGUCACUCCGACUGUCACAGAAGAACAAAUUGAAGAUGUAAGAAAAAAGGCAGCUGAAUUACAAUAAUUAGUUGAAUCGAUGUAAAAUUAGUGUGAAUAGACACAUAAAAGGAUGAAUUAUAUUUUA